AUGGGAUUGGCGGUUAGUUUUACCGUCAUUCCUUCGAUGGAUCAAUGGGCUUAUGUCAAAAAUAUUCUUCAACGUAAUGGGCCUCUUCAAAGAAAGGAAUUUGAGGCUUCACAUGAACUUUUUGGUAUGGUUCGCAACCACGUGCGCCUACUCGUCAUUGGCGCUGGAGGCCUGGGAUGUGAACUCCUCAAGGAUUUGGCUUUAAUGGGGUUUAGCAACAUUGAUGUUAUCGAUAUGGAUACUAUAGAUAUCUCGAAUCUAAAUAGGCAAUUUCUUUUUCGAACGAAAGAUAUAGGCCGCUCUAAAGCCGAAGUCGCUGCUGAAUUUAUCAUGAAAAGGAUUCCAUCCUGUAAAGUCAUCCCACAUUUCAACAAAAUUCAAGACUUCGGCGACAACUUUUAUAGGCAGUUUAAUGUUGUCGUUUGUGGUCUUGAUUCGGUUCUUGCAAGGCGUUGGAUAAAUAGCACAUUGGCCGGCCUUGUCCGCUAUGAUUCUUCAGGAGUUCCUGACCCCCACACCGUGAUCCCUCUAGUUGAUGGUGGAACUGAGGGAUUCAGGGGUAAUAGUCUUGUUAUCUUGUUCGGUCACACUGGCUGCCUUGAGUGCGCGCUUGACCUUUAUCCACCUCAAGUUAACUUCCCCCUUUGCACAAUAGCUCACACACCUCGUCUCCCGGAGCACUGCAUUGAGUUUGCUCGGGUUCUCCUGUGGCCACAAGAAAAACCCUUCGGAGCUUCAGUAGAACUAGAUGCUGAUAUACCUGAACAUAUUCAGUGGAUAUAUGAAAAGGCAUUGGUUCGAGCUUCGGAGUUUGGUAUUUCUGGUAUAACCAUGCGAUUGGUUAAAGGGGUGAUCAAACGCAUCAUUCCUGCUGUGGCCUCUACCAAUGCGAUCAUUGCUGCCUCUUGCGCAACCGAGGUUUUUAAACUGGUCACCUUCUGCUAUGACUAUUUAAACAAUUAUAUGAACUUCAAUGACGCAGAUGGCAUCUAUACCUACACUUUCCCUAUCGAACGAAAGGUCGUGGCAGCAUCCCUCAUAUUUUGA
Messenger RNA from Protopolystoma xenopodis, 1047 nucleotides. NCBI's taxonomy places the organism in Eukaryota, Metazoa, Platyhelminthes, Monogenea, Polystomatidea, Polystomatidae. The record is from the annotation of a GenBank genome assembly.